Messenger RNA from Drepanopeziza brunnea f. sp. 'multigermtubi' MB_m1, 429 nucleotides. Lineage: Eukaryota; Fungi; Ascomycota; Leotiomycetes; Helotiales; Drepanopezizaceae. The record is from RefSeq and is a predicted model, not a curated record.
AUGCUAGGAACGCCGCGGGGCUCACGUGCCCUGUGCACCGCUCUGCACGUCCAUCUCUUGGCUGUAUUGCCCAAAGACCCACCCCUGCGACAUCAAACGGAGGACGACUGCAACGACCCAGAUCACCGACCAGAUCACCGACCAGAUCACCGACCAGACCAGGCCAGACCAGACCAGGCCAGAACAGAGAGAAAAGGGCUGACUCUCGACGCCCAGAAUAAACAGCUGUGUGUGCACUCACUAAGAGGCCCCUUCAAGUUACACAACCAAAAAUUGCAAGCAUGGUUGCCCAGUUUCAAGAAGGACUCGAUAACCGAAAACAAAGAUAUUAAUGGCUGGAUUGAGAAGUACCUGGGGGUUGGUGAGUGGGUGAUGGAUACCUCGGUGGCCUUUGCUGGAUCCAGUGGCUGGUUUGAGAGAAAGCGGUAG